GUGCCCGCCCGGCCGCCAGCCUGCGCCGGUUGGCUCCUUCGACGCCGCUGGGAGAUUCCCGUCCCGCCGCUCCUGCCAGGCCUGCCGCUGCGGGACCCGCCAUGGACGAUACUCUGUUCCAGUUGAAGUUCACAGCGAAGCAGCUGGAGAAGCUAGCCAAGAAGGCGGAGAAGGACUCCAAGGCGGAGCAGGCCAAGGUGAAGAAGGCCCUUCAGCAGAAGAACGUGGAGUGUGCGCGGGUGUACGCCGAGAACGCCAUUCGCAAGAAGAAUGAGGGUGUGAACUGGCUGCGCAUGGCGUCCCGCGUGGAUGCGGUGGCCUCCAAGGUGCAGACGGCCGUGACCAUGAAGGGGGUGACGAAGAACAUGGCACAGGUGACCAAAGCCCUGGACCGCGCGCUCAGCACCAUGGACCUGCAGAAGGUCUCUGCGGUGAUGGAUAAGUUUGAGCAGCAGGUGCAGAACCUGGACGUGCACACGGCGGUGAUGGAGGACUCCAUGAGCUCGGCCACCACGCUGACCACGCCGCAGGAGCAGGUGGACAGCCUCAUCAUGCAGAUCGCUGAGGAGAACGGCCUGGAGGUCCUGGACCAGCUCAGCCAGCUGCCCGAGGGCGCCUCCGCCGUGGGCGAGAGCUCCGUGCGCAGCCAGGAGGACCAGCUGUCUCGGAGGUUGGCUGCCCUGAGGAACUAGCGGAGCCCGGCGACACCGCCUCGCAGGAAGGGCAGGGCAGGACGCCUGCGCCCCCUCCCCCGUCUUGCUUCCUGCCCACCGUGGGGCAGCAGCUGUCAGCCUGGCUGCUCUCAGCCCCUCAUCUGCCAGGUCUGGGGACUCUUCCUCCUCUCAGCGCGGGUGUGGGUCUGUGUCCUGGUGGGAGACUUUGCACAAGCCGCACACUCUGGGUAACUUCUGUGACUCUGGGCCAACCAGCUGGGGGAUCCGCAGGCACCGUUCACGCGCCUUCCUCCAAGGAGUUGACUGGCUCUGGCCGGUGGCGGCGGCCACACGGCUGUGGGGGUCUCCAGGCUCCACGUGAUGGCAGGUGUGCCAGGAGCGCCGGCCAGUGGGGUCGGGGCUGCUGUUCGCUGCCCUGCACCCAGGAGGCCCCGCUGCAGCUGAACCUUGCUCCUGCCAGCGGGACAGGCCCAUGUGGGCUCCGCAGAACAGAUGCCCUGGGGGUCACGCUGAGGUUCUGGUGGGCUUGGCCCUGCAGGGUGUUCUCUCGGAAGCCAGAGUCUGCACCACGGCCCCUCCCAGCCAAGGAGCAGGCGGCCCCUGGGUGCCAGAGGCUGCUCGUCCCUGUCUCCUCACUGUAAAUACGCUUGUGCCCCGCCUGCCUCCCGCCGCCUCCUGGGCUUUCGCCGUGACCCAAAGCGCAAGGGCUGGUGGGAGAGCCACCUCUUGGGGCUGGCGGGGCGGCCUGAGGAGCUUCGGACAGGCUGCAGUUUUCUGUUUUCUCCAAUUCCUGAUGUUUACUUGGUUUUCCCGAAGCUUCCAGGGGUUUUUUUUGGGGGGGGGGCGGGGGUUGCCAAAAGAGGGAGCUUGUCGCCGACGGGGAGCGCCAGGGUGGCCCCUCGCUGGUCGGUGCUGACCAGGGCCCCCCCGCCCAGUCUGUGCACAGCAGUGGCUCGUGUGGACAGAGACGGGCGAGCGCUCUGCCCAGCUCCCUGCGUUCGAGCCUUCCUGCACGCGGGGCCCCUGGCAUUCCGGGCGGUAGGUCGCUCUGGACUGUGGCGCGAGGCCAGAGAAUUGGGGUCGGCGAGCCUUCUGCCUUCUCUUCCUUGGUGCCGACCUCACCUUACUCCCUGGCCGGCGUCCCUUGGGGCCCCCACAGGCCGGGGGCUCAGGGACGGCCCCGACUCUGUCCCCAGCGGAGCAGAGCUCCACGGAGACACCGGGUGGGGGUGGAGGCCACGCCUCAUCUGAGGACAGUGGGCAGUUUGCCUUUUCGUGAGAUGCUGUCGUGAGUAAACGGGCUGCUCCCGA
Messenger RNA from Phacochoerus africanus (Common warthog), 1985 nucleotides. RefSeq names its product charged multivesicular body protein 1A (gene CHMP1A). Gene Ontology annotation, biological process: endosome transport via multivesicular body sorting pathway; late endosome to vacuole transport; protein transport. The coding region runs from base 102 to 692 and encodes 196 amino acids. The transcript has 7 exons. Lineage: Eukaryota; Metazoa; Chordata; Mammalia; Artiodactyla; Suidae. The record is from RefSeq and is a predicted model, not a curated record. Gene Ontology annotation, cellular component: multivesicular body; ESCRT III complex.